CCAAAAAAAAGAGAGAGUAAAGACUAAAGAGAAGGAAGAAGUAAUGGCGACCAUGAACACAAUUUUCUUGGUGUUGAUUUUUGUUGCUUUUAUCACAAAGGAAGCCUUGGCAACCCAACAUGUUGUUGGAGGAAGCCAAGGUUGGGAUGAAUCCACAGACUUCAACUCAUGGACAUCAGGCCAAACCUUCAAAGUUGGCGACCAACUUGUUUUCAAGUACACAACAGGGUUGCACAGUGUUGUUGAACUUGCUAGUGAGAGUGCCUACAAGAACUGUGACCUUGGUACUGCACUAGACUCCAAGAGCAGUGGCACUGAUGUUAUCAAAUUGAACAAGGCUGGCACGCGUUACUUUGCUUGUGGCACAUUAGGCCACUGCAGCCAAGGCAUGAAAGUAAAAAUCAAGACAGUCACAGGGAGUGCACCCUCUUCUCCAGCAUCAUCUUCAUCUUCACCCACAACUUCUGAUGCUUCUGCUUCUCGAUCUUUUGCUUCAUUUGUUAUGGUUGUUGCAUUCUUGGCCACCUUUUUGCUCUAUGUGUUUUAAGGAUAUGAAGGCUGGGUAUAUAGAUUCACCUGGUACCGUUUGGUUUGAUAUUUUUAAGGGAUUAAAAACAUAGUCAGUAUGAUAGUAUUGAAGUUUGAGUUGAAAAACAAAGGCAUCACUUUGUAUAUUCUUUGUUUGAUUAUGAUAUUUGAAAUAAGAGGUGAAUAAAAAUGGCAGGGUUGCUUUAACCCUAGCCUGGUUUUUUUGUAGUAUAUCAA
Quercus lobata is the source of this 765-nucleotide messenger RNA. Its product is annotated as Cupredoxin superfamily protein. Gene Ontology annotation, molecular function: electron transfer activity. Gene Ontology annotation, cellular component: plasma membrane. The record is from RefSeq and is a predicted model, not a curated record. The coding region runs from base 44 to 547 and encodes 167 amino acids. The transcript has 2 exons. Lineage: Eukaryota; Viridiplantae; Streptophyta; Magnoliopsida; Fagales; Fagaceae.